Molecule: messenger RNA, 5035 nt
Organism: Desarmillaria tabescens
Lineage: Eukaryota; Fungi; Basidiomycota; Agaricomycetes; Agaricales; Physalacriaceae
Product: glycosyltransferase family 2 protein
Exons: 6
Coding region: 222-4538 (1438 amino acids)
Cellular component (GO): cell septum; cell periphery
Molecular function (GO): chitin synthase activity
Source: RefSeq, a predicted model, not a curated record
CGUGAUGGGAAGAUUCCUUUUCUAGCCCAGUUACUGACCAAAAAGCACCGGCAAAAAUUUCAUGACAAAAGUUACCACAUUGAGACACUCCAGGACUCCUCGUCGUCUCCGUCAUUUGUCACUGUGUCAGACCUUACAUCGCCCUGCUGUGGCUCACUCUCUUAACGCACCCCGUUCAUUGUCUUACACAGCCUGCUCGAGGCUGGAAUUAACCCUCGAGCAUGGAAUUCCCUACCCAGCGACGACCGCCACGUUCAGCUCGUCCUGGCCAACACAACUCCCAGGACCAACCCCAACGACCACAAUUCUUGCCCUCAGAAGGCUCUAGAGGCAACGUAUCCUUUCAAAAUGUCGAGCAGGGCGACCGCAAUAGCCCACUGGACCAACAUCGCCAGCGUACGAUCCCAUCGGCAUACCAGAACAACCAGCUUUCGCCGGACGUAGAGUCAUUGGACUACGGUGCGGACGCCGCGAGGGUGGGAAGGAAAAAGAGCCUUGUGAGGCCUGACCGUGAAAAGAUAGAACCUGGACAUAGGCAGUGGCAUUACCGGAGCCAUGUCGCCCAGCUAGAAGAAGAGGGGACCGGUAGGAUGGGCGUUAUACCCUCAACAACGGGGAAUUACCCUCAGACGAAUUUACGGAGAGGAAAAUCGAUUCUUGGUCGCGACGAGGAUGUGCACGAGUCUGGACUUUCGCUGUUCAAGCGCGGCACGACGCUGCGUCGUAAACGACAGGUUACUUCACCUUCACAGUCGCCGAUGCUUCCGCAAGAAAAGAAAAAGUCGGGGUGCCUAGGCGACUUUGCGCCUGGUCCCAAGGGACCAUGGAUGGUUUACUGCUACUUGUUGAACGUGCUGGAUCCCUACUCCUCUAAUGCGAGCCUGCGGUGUCUGCGGAGUCCCGAACAGCAACGUGCAUGGAGGGAGAAGAUGGGAUUGAUUGGCAUUAUCAUGAUCCUCAUGGCAGGUGUUGGUUACCUGACUUUCGGAUUCACCGAGUCUGUCUGCGGUACACCGGCAAAUCGAUACCACGGCGGUGCCAUCGGAGACUCGUUCAUCGGCAAGGGCUCCAUCACCAUUCACGGCUACGAUUACGACGUUUCCAAGUUCAAGCAUCCCGCAGUGGGCACCUUCAACGGCCAGACGAACAUCCUUGAUGAUUGGCAGGGCCUGGCGGGUAACGAUGCGUCGUUCUUGUUCCAAACCGUGAACGAGAAGUGUCUUAACAUCAUCACCAAGGCAUCAUCAUCCAGCAUCACCGGAAGCGGCAACAAUCUUGACUGGUAUUUCCCUUGCAACGUUUUCAACCAGGACGGCUCGUCGGGUGUCAAUCUCACGGCUUACGAGGAAUCGACAAAUUGUCAUGCGAAUUCGACCGCUCGUUCGGAAUUCAAAUCGAUGACGCCCCAGGGCGAGGUCUAUUUCACAUGGGAUGAUGUUCGCAGUACAAGUCGAAAUCUUGCAAUAUACGAACAGAACGUCCUUGAUCUCAACCUUCUUAACUGGCUCAGCGGGGCGCAAGUACAAUACCCGUCACUCUUCAACGAGAUGAAGACAGCCAACGGUACAUACAACGGCCGGGACCUCACCAUGAUGUUCAUGCGCACGAAGCAAGAAGAUAUUGGUCACUGCUUACAGGAUCUCGUCACCAUUGGCUUUAUCGAUACCAAUAGCAUCGGUUGUGUUGCAUCCGAUGUCGUUCUCUACCUUUCGCUCAUUUUCAUUGUUGGAGUCGUCGCCAUUCGUUUUGGCAUGGCGGUAUUGUUUCAGUGGUUCUUCUCGUGGAGAUUGGGUAACUUCCCGCGGGAAACGUAUGAGCAGCGCAUGCAGCGAUCGCAGGAAAUUGAAAAUUGGAGUAAUGACAUCUAUCGGGCCGCUCCCAGUGAGUAUCGACCCAACGUCAGCAAGCAUGGUCUCCGGGGCAACAAGAAGGGCUUCCUGCCCAGUACUUCGCGCUUCACACCUGCUGAGAAUACGCUCAAAGGUGGUGGUCGCCCUACGACAGCGUAUGGCAUGCUGGACUCCUCGUCGGCUUCGAAUUACAAGAGGUCGGUGUAUGCGCCGUCUGUGAAGGGCUUCGGCAAGUCUCCGCCGGAUUCGCCGAGUUACCGUCAAUCGAAAAGCGUGGUCUCAUUGGGCGACCGUGGCACGUUCGUUGAAAGUCCGUGUCCGUUCCCUCUCCAUAACGUCGUUCCUCAGCCCCCUCAUGACUAUGAACCGUUCAAUUUCCCUCUGGCGCAUACCAUAUGUCUGGUCACGGCUUACUCGGAGUCCGUAGAGGGUCUCCGCACGACCUUGGAUUCUUUGGCCACGACGGAUUAUCCGAACAGUCAUAAGCUAAUUUUGGUCAUCGCUGAUGGGAUGGUCAAGGGUGAUGGGAAUGAUAAGACGACUCCGGAAAUUUGUUUGUCCAUGAUGAAGGAACUUGUCAUCGCCGCGGACGAUGUCGAGCCACAUUCCUAUGUCGCUAUCGCUGACGGACACAAGAAGCAUAACAUGGCCAAGGUGUAUGCUGGGUUCUAUGACUACGACGACGCCACUAUCGAGAGGUCGAAGCAGCAGCGAGUCCCUAUGGUCUUAGUCGCCAAGUGCGGUAAUCCUUUGGAGGCCAAUGAGGCUAAACCGGGUAAUCGUGGAAAGCGGGACAGUCAAAUCGUGUUGAUGGCAUUCAUGCAGAAGGUCAUGUUCGACGAACGGAUGACUACCUUUGAGUACGAGUUCUUUAACUCGAUUUGGAGGGUAACGGGUGUCAGUCCGGAUCGAUAUGAGCUUGUGCUUUGUGUCGAUGCCGAUACGAAGGUCUUCCCGGAUUCGUUGACGCGUAUGGUAUCCUGCAUGGUUUGCGAUGAGGAGAUUAUGGGUUUGUGUGGCGAGACCAAGAUCGCGAACAAGGCCGAGACUUUUGUGACCAUGAUGCAAGUGUUCGAGUACUACAUUUCUCAUCAUUUGACCAAGGCUUUCGAGUCGAUGUUUGGCGGUGUCACUUGUCUGCCGGGUUGUUUCAGUAUGUACAGGAUCAAGGCACCCAAAGGCGAUUCAGGCUAUUGGGUACCGAUCUUGGCUAAUCCGGAUAUCGUGGAACACUACUCUGAGAACGUCGUCGACACGCUGCACAAGAAGAAUCUUCUGCUUUUGGGAGAGGAUCGGUAUCUUACUACGCUCAUGCUCAAGACUUUCCCCAAACGUAAAAACAUGUUCUGUCCUCAGGCGGUCUGCAAGACCGUGGUCCCCGAUACUUUCCGUAUCCUGCUCUCACAGCGUCGUCGAUGGAUCAAUUCGACGAUUCAUAACCUGGCCGAGUUGGUUUUGGUCCGGGAUUUGUGCGGUACAUUCUGUUUCUCGAUGCAGUUUGUCGUUGGUAUGGAAUUGGCCGGUACGCUUGUGCUCCCCGCUGCCAUCGCAUUCACGCUCUAUCUCAUUAUCGUGUCCAUCAUCCCGGGAGGCACGAAUACGACCAUUCCGCUUAUUCUACUCGCCAUCGUGCUCGGUAUUCCUGGUCUUCUGAUCGUCAUCACGUCUCGCAAGAUUGCGUACCUCGGUUGGAUGUUGGUAUACCUGCUAUCCUUACCCGUCUGGAACGGUAUUCUCCCCGCGUAUGCGUUUUGGCAUUUCGAUGACUUCUCUUGGGGUCAGACCCGGAAAGUCGCCGGUGAUAAAUCGGGGGCUCAUGGAGAUAAAGAGGGAGAGUUCGAUUCGACGCAUAUUGUGAUGAAGAGAUGGGCCGAGUUUGAGCGGGAACGUCGAUGGAAGAGUGGGACGCAGUCGAGGGAUUCUACGUAUGAGAAGAGAACGGACAGCAAUCGAUACUCUCUUGCUUCGAAUUCGGACACCUUCCAUCCUCCCUCUGCGACAUAUGAUACGAGCACGAUGGAGUCUGCCGCUUUUUCACCACGACAGCGUCAUGACAGCAAUACCCUCCUCAUGCUUCCUGCGCCUCUUGCUGUAAACCGUGCGCCAAUGUCAUCUGCAUCGUCGGUCGGCAUGUCACGUUCUAGUGAAGAUAACCUCUAUUCAGACACAGGAAAUUCUGCUUCCAAUCUUCGGCUUGUUCCCAGUCCACAAUCUGUUGACCAGUACAGUGAUUCGUACGAGUCGAGCAAUACUUCAACAGGAGUCAACCCUAAGCGCUAUUCCACGCCGCCUCCGCCUCCUUCGGCUGAGUCACGAUAUGAAUCUCCUGUUCCUCGUCAAGCCACGCAGAGUAUGAACAUCCGGAGCAAUACCUCUUCAGUAGAAGGGGCAAGCGGGAGCGGAAAUCCAUUCUAUACCCAGACGACGUCUCCCAUAUCCUACGACGAUCACUAUUCAGCAGUGGAUUCUGACGAUAUACCUAGUGGAUACCGGAAUGCUGGUCGGGGCGGAGUACGACUGACUGACAGCGGGCCUGUUCCUGGGCCUGAAGGUGUCCGUCGUGUGUCAAGACCUGUUGGCCGACGACCUUCGUCCCAAGCGCCUCAGAACCGGUAUUCACGAAACUCUACGGUGUUCAGUCUCCCGCCUGGUGCUGCGGCUCCUCAGCACAAUUAUGGGAACAAUUAACGCGCAACGCAUGCAUUGAUAUCCACUUUUUUGUUCUUUAUUUCACGGACACACUUUCUCUCCCUCUCUUUCCCUUUUGUUUGGUCUGUCAUAGGAUGUUUCUUCUCUUGUUUAAGUAACGACUUUGUCUUUUUCUCGUGGACGUGAUCUUGCAUGCUUAUGAUACCUGACGUUUUCCAUCCAUCAUUAUCAUCACCACACCAUCCCCUCCGUUCCAUCAUAGCAUACAUGUAAUAACUGAAUGACUUUCUUUUUAAGAAACGAGACGUUGUAGAUUUUCUGCAAUUUAAUGGCCACGAGAUUAUGGAAUUGUGGUCAGGGUUGGGGUGAUGGCUGAUGAACAGGUCCUUUUUUCGGAAACAAGGCGCGAGUAAGUAUUCAUCAAUUCUGAAAAUGCUCUGACUUUUCUUUCCCUUUGCGUGGUGAAAAAUGGGAUACGAAAAUAGUCAAAAACGUGUUUUAUUUUUUGCUCCUUUUUCGUAUGAAGGAAACGCUGC